This is a messenger RNA of Meriones unguiculatus (Mongolian gerbil), 6007 nucleotides long. It is a transcript of the gene Clic5, whose product is annotated as chloride intracellular channel 5. The record is from RefSeq and is a predicted model, not a curated record. The transcript is spliced from 6 exons. The coding region runs from base 95 to 1309 and encodes 404 amino acids. Lineage: Eukaryota; Metazoa; Chordata; Mammalia; Rodentia; Muridae.
UGAUUCCUGUUCUCAGUGGUAAAGCAAUAUCCUUUAGCCCUUUCCAUAGCUUUUCUCAGCUCUGCCUGGAAAAGGAUCUUCCAGACCAAGCAAGAUGAAUGAAGACUACAGUGACAUCUAUGACACAAUCCAAAAGGAGAGAAGGGAUGAGAACCCAGACCCACUGGAGGAAAAUGAUGCUCCUUUAUAUGACGAAGUCCAUGAAGACUUGUGGGCUGAAAAUGAUCUGUACGCCACUAGGCUAGAAAGCCAUGAAUAUGAUUCUUUGUCGGUGUAUGUCUCGAAAAGGGAAGAGGCCACCCCAGCCUUCCCAGAGCCUGAAGCAGAAAGCUAUCUCCUGCCUGAUGAGGUGUUUUCUGAGCCCCAGGAGGUCAGGGACAUCUCUAUGGGAGACUCACACCCAUCAAGCCAAGACCCAGAGCCUCUCCAAAAGGAGCUGCAGGAGAAAGGAAGGAUGAUGACCAAGAAAGAGUUGCCUUCUUUACUGAGCUUCACAGUUCAGCACAGCAGGGCCUUUUCCACCGGCCUGGACUCCCCUACCUGCCUUUCUGAUGCUACUGGUCUGGAGGGAAAUAAAGUAGCUUCCAGCAGCCCCGAGAUCUUCCUGUUUGUGAAGGCUGGAGUCGAUGGGGAAAGCAUUGGCAACUGUCCUUUCUCUCAGCGUCUCUUCAUGAUCCUCUGGCUGAAAGGAGUCGUGUUCAAUGUCACCACUGUGGAUCUGAAAAGAAAGCCCGCUGAUCUACACAACCUCGCUCCUGGCACGCACCCGCCCUUCCUGACCUUCAAUGGGGAUGUGAAGACCGAUGUCAACAAGAUUGAGGAGUUCCUGGAGGAGACCUUAGCCCCUGAGAAGUACCCCAAACUGGCUGCCAAGCACCGGGCAUCCAACACCGCGGGCAUUGACAUCUUCUCCAAGUUCUCAGCCUACAUCAAAAACACCAAGCAGCAGAACAACGCUGCCCUUGAGAGAGGCUUGACAAAGGCGCUGAGGAAGCUGGACGACUACCUGAACACCCCUCUGCCGGAGGAGAUUGACACCAACACCCGUGGGGAUGAGAAAGGGUCCCAGCGCAAGUUCCUGGAUGGGGAUGAGCUGACGCUGGCUGACUGCAAUCUGCUGCCCAAGCUGCAUGUGGUCAAGAUUGUGGCUAAGAAGUACCGAAACUAUGACCUUCCAGCUGAGAUGACCGGCUUGUGGCGGUACCUCAAGAAUGCCUAUGCACGGGACGAGUUCACCAACACCUGCGCAGCUGACAGUGAGAUUGAGCUGGCCUAUGCGGAUGUCGCCAGGCGCCUCAGCCGAUCCUGAGCUUAGAUGUCUGGCCCAAUUCUGCUGCAGAAGAAUUUUACUUCUCCCAACGGCCUUCAACGCUACAGACUCUGCCUCCUUGUUGCCUUGGGGAAAACAUUAAAAAAAGAAUAGGCCACAUCUUGCUGGCACCCCUGAACUCAACUCUAGCCUUCUACCUUCUAAGAUCAGUGCCAUCCUUCCGCCUUGCCCUACAGGAGCCUGGCAAGCAAAGAGACAUAAUAGCAGAUCUUUCCACCCACAGAUCUGAUCUAGGGUCGGUGUAUCUGGGGUCAGUUUGGAAAUCUUCCAUGGGAUUGUCACUGUUCCCUUCUGCCAAUAUCAUAAUGCUUUCUUAGAUGCUCUAACAGCUUGAAAUGCUAGCUUCUCUCUCUCCCCUGUCUUCCUCAGCAACUGAAAGGGCAUGAAUGAAUGCCAUUACAUGAUCACUGGGGAGGCAGCGGUGGGGAGCUCUCAAGUGAGUGUGGCUCUGGGAAUCUAGCAAAGCAGUUCCAGCUGCUCACUAUUUAUGACCAGAGGGCCAGAUGGUAAUGUCCCCUUGGAUACACUCGAAUUUGCUGCAGCACUGGGAACUGGUGCAAUAUGACCUGGCCAGCACUGACCCCAGCUUUCCUUCUGUCUCCAUUUUGCCACAAAGGCAGUUGACUUCUAAUUCUAAACUGAGGUGACCCAGAUGAAGAGGGACUUCUGGGAAGCAAUGUUGAUGCCAAAAGGCCCACCAGGGUCUACAGCCACAGGGGUCACUGACUGAAGAGUAGUCCACUGGAGAUCGCACGGGCGUGUAUGACUGUGUUCCUCAAUGAGUGACUUUCAGUUAGAGAAAGAGAUGGGAGAGGGAGGGAGGAGAUACAGUUCUAUAUGAGUUUGAUGUAGCUUAGAAAACUUUUAGACCACUCUUCUCUCUCAGUAUCUAAACCUUGGACUGGUGUUGGACUGGUUGGCACACCUACCAGCCAUAAACCAGAUUCAACAUCCGCCAAAAAAAAAAAAAAAUGUUUUCCAGGCCCUUCCUAGUCACUUGCAGAUGCUGGUUGCAGAUGCUGGUGUGUGCUCCUAGCUUCUUCGCCCCAAGCCCUGAUGGAAGAGAAAUUCUGUGAAGGAAUGGUGUGAAGGAAUGGCUACCUUAGGAAGGAAGUCCACAGGUCUUUCUGACUGGGAAGCCACAACUUGAAUUUGGAAAAUCCGUGCUGCCCUGGGUCCAUUUUCCCACUGUCACAGUCAUCACAGUAUCAUAUUUUUAAGAAAAGGAAGUGUUUUGUUUUUUAAACUACUAUUUUUCUCCUUAAUCAUUCUCCUUGAGUUUUACCUACAAAACUCACAAGGCCUGAGCAUGGAAACCUGGGCUGAUCAGGCACUAUGGCAAACGAGUUAAUCAUUAGCUCUUCCUCUACUUGUGAGGCGCUCACAAGUUUCUAGGCGUUCCUCUAGUGAAUGCCUAGAAGAAACCCAUCCUCAGGGCCUCAGUUCCAACAAUCUCGCCCUGUGUGUUGCCUGCCAGUGGAGGGUGAGGCUCGUGGGGGCCGGAAGCCUGGCCUUGGCUCAUUGCACCGGAGGGCGGGGCAGCACGGGUCCUUUCCAUAGAAACAUCAACAUGGGAUAAGCCAAGCAGUCACUGGACCCACCUUUCUCUAGGGAUCUCCAAAGCAAAGAGUGACCAUUGAUCCGAGGAGGGAGGAAGCAGGAGGUCUCCCUAGCCCAUUGGGGAAGAGGACUGUGCCUGCUAGGACCUUUUUUAAACUUGAAAGGGCUUUGAAGAGGCAAAAUGAGUCGAUUCAUUUCCAUCGCUACAGGAACCUUUCCACAGGCUCUCGGCAAGCAGCCCCUCGGGAUGUUUAAAAGUGUAGCAGUGCUGAGGGAACAGCCCUUCUUCCUUCAGGGGAAUUUCCCUAAUGGGCCUCCCAGGGGAGGAGAGCUUCCGGAAGCAACCGGAAGGCUGUUUAAUUACUAGGAAACCAUGUUGUUCUCAGGGAUCUUUCCCGGAACUUACAGGCAGGCAGGGUGAACCCGACGCAGCUCACAUCCCUGUGUCCCACAAAUGUGCUGAUGGUAAAGAUGUGAAGUGUAGCCUGCGGACAGAGGGGCCUGAGAGGAAAGGUGGGAGGGAUACCCAGGACGGUCCUGUGGUGAUCUGAGGCCAGCAAUUGGCAAGUCUUUACAAAGAAACUUCCCAAGCCGAGUCAACGUUGUUUCUAGCAGGUCCUCCCGUGGUCAGGUUAGCUUUACAUAAGUCACAAAAUUUAGGCAAUGUUGGGUGUUAGAGGAUCAAUUAUAACCCCUUUCAAGACAGGCAAGACUGUAGGAGAGAGGCUUUUCUGGGUACUUUGAUGCAGAAGUAAUUUUAAUUUUAUCAGAUAAUCAUAAGGAGACUGACCAGUGUCUUCGGACAUAAUUAUCACGGUGUAUAAAAACAGCAAUAAAGUAAAUGAUGAUUAUCCCUCUCCCCAAGGAGAUUUUUCUCUGGUGGCUCCAGCCUCCCUGGACCCUGGUCUUAACCUUGUCAUGUGUGUGAUUCACCAUCUGCAGCCACCCUGUGGUAAGGUUCCAAAUCCCAGCUCAGGCUGUGUGGAACGGUUAUCAGGGUGGAUGUUCCUGCAUAGGCGACUCUGGAUAGGCGCUGUCCUGGUAAAUGGCGGUCCCUCCGGAAGCAUUGGAGAGGCAGAGAAAGGGAGACUAUCUUGAUGGAGCUAUUUAGCUUGUAUUCCUCUUCUACCACGGAUUGUCACAUGCCAAUCUUGCCUGUGUGAGAGCUAUGUGGGAGGCAAGACAGACAGCUGGGGUCAGACUCACAAUUAUCGAGUUGGUGUGCCUACCUAUUUAAAACUGCCUACCUCUUAGGAUGACCCAGAGAGAAGGUAUUCCAAUUAAUAUAUUAAUAACUAUACACAGUGAGAUAGAAAGUGAAUUUUCGGUUGUUUCAGAACAUAAUUUCAUACGUUCUGAAAAAUUCCUCUCCUAGGCAGCCUCAUGACACCAAACAAAUCAGUUGCCAAGUAGGAAGCAGUCAAUCAUUUUAUUUGGCCAGACCAUCCCAAACUGGUUGCAGCUUCCCGGUAGAUGGCACUGUCUCUGGUGUUCACUUCUGGUGCUGCUGAGACCAGACAGGAUCUUGGGGUUUUUCAUCAAAAAGCAGCUGCUCCAAGAGUGAAGGCUGGACCAUGUUUCUGCUACCUUCUGGUUCUCCUGAGGUGCGGCAACAGCAGUGAAGGCAGUUCUGCCUUCUGCAGACAGACAGUCCCAAGCAUUUUAGGACCACCAUGGCACAGAGCGCCUGGCACAGACAGAUGCUCACUGUCUGAGAGUACCAGGAACUUGGCAGGCCCAGGCAAAUUUGUAUUGCGAAGGAAGCCGAGGCAGAAGCUGUGUGUCUAUUCAGUAAGAGUUCACCAUCGCUAAAAGACUUGCAUCUGCAAUCAAAAUGUUGUAGAAGCGGCCGGUGUCUGGUAGGUAAGUGCUUCCAGGGUUCCGCCUUCAUGGCCCAGGAGUGAGCUCAGCUGCCUACGAGGAGGAUACUAACAUGGCCUUGCUUGGAAAUGUGAAACACCUACUCAUGAAUGAGACUAAGUUCAGUGAUUCUCAAGAAUUAUGUUUUGAGAGCUCCAUAUCUGUAUCCCCUAUAUUCAUAUAUAUCAUAACUAUACAUAACAUUAUGAAGAAUCUUUAGAAGACGUGAAGGAAAGAAGUGCCUAUAAAGCACCAGAUCCUAGUGUUUGGAGAACAUUUGUGAUUUUGUCAUUGGCUUUGGGGCCCUUCAACACACUGGCCAGUGACGUUGUAUCCACUGCUCUUUUUCACUCAAACUAACAGCUUGUGCCCUAGGUAUAAGUGUAUUCUCCUCUCCCUUUCUCAGUAUUCCUCAUCAAUAUUUUUCUCCCAGUCUAGUUUCAAGACACUUUCAUCUCAUUAUUAAGUAUGAAUCAGACAGCACACUCUUAUUAAAUGUCGUUUAAAGAGAUAAAUCUGUUCUUCACUACCACUGCAUGCACUAACCAAAAUAAACAAAACAUUGUCCCCAUAUAAGGUCUGAGUUAAACCGUAGGUUUCUAAAAAAUCAAUCUGGUGUUUGGCAAAAACAGUUUUGAAGACAUGGUAUUUUGGUAUACAGCUAAAGAUUUCCCAACGUAGACUGUGGAUAUAUUUAUAGAAAAUAUCAAACUGGGAUCUAGCUCAGUUGUAGAGUGAUUACUUAGCAUGCAUGAAGCCCUGGGUCAGAUCUCCAGCACAGGAAUGGUAGAGAACCUUUGUAAUCCCAGCACUAGGAAGGUGGAGUCAGGAGGAUCAGAAGUUCAAGGUCAGCUACAUAGCAAACUGGAGGACAGCUUGAGCUACACAUGACCCUGUCUCAAAACAAAACAACAAAAUAAAAAGAAGCAAAAUAUUGAGCUCACAUUUGAAUUUCUUCUCCCUCCCUCCCGUCACCCAUUUUAUUCUUCAUUUUAUAAGCUGGAGAAUUAAUGAUUUAGUGAUUUUAAUUCCUUGUAUGCAGACCCUCCAAAUGAUGGUGACUCACUUUUCUUGAGACCUUUAACUGUGGUGAGACUAGGUCUUAUUCUCAAGCUUUACUAAAUGCAACAUGCCUUUGCAUACACACCAAGCUGAGCGUUUUCUCCAUAUCCUUGAGCCAGCUGUAAAUGUGUUUCCCAGUCUUGAUUGCUAUUAACUGAUUUAAAUAAAGUUGGUUUAUUUUCAAAUAUUACAAAA